Messenger RNA from Carassius carassius (crucian carp), 1530 nucleotides. RefSeq lists its product as uncharacterized. Gene Ontology annotation, biological process: immune response. Gene Ontology annotation, cellular component: membrane. The transcript has 3 exons. The record is from RefSeq and is a predicted model, not a curated record. The coding region runs from base 262 to 957 and encodes 231 amino acids. Lineage: Eukaryota; Metazoa; Chordata; Actinopteri; Cypriniformes; Cyprinidae. Gene Ontology annotation, molecular function: tumor necrosis factor receptor binding.
UGACGAACUGAGAGUUGCCGUCUUUAAGUGUGGAAGAGAAACUCUGAGCAAUAGCGUUUCCCUCUGAGUUGAAGCGUUGCCUCAAUUUUAUUGCUGCAGCCGGAUAUCCAGCGCGUCCGGACCUGCAGACGUGCGAUAAUCAACGGUGUCUCCCGACGUGUGGAGAGAGGGCGGUCUGUGCACAGCGUCAUAUGAAGAGCUUAACUAUAAAUUUAAGAACGCCACUUACAGCCUUACAAAUUGGUUGCUUUAUUCGUGCACAUGGCUCAAACUGAGAUGUUGGAGUUUGGCGUGGAGCAGGGACAGACGCUGCAAGUCUUUAUGCGGCACUGCCAGACCAUGAAGCGUCAGGAGACACGACUGCGCCUGGCCACUGCGGUGCUGCUUGCAACGUUCUUCGCGACUUUAGUGUGGCUUCAGUAUCCCCGUCAAAAUAAUACGGAGGCAUUUUCAAUUGCCCAUCAAAAGGACUUGAAAACGGAAGAAUCACCACUAGGACACUCUGUUCAUCUUGAACCUGUAAGACACACUGAUGCUUGUUCCGAACAACAUCCCAUUGAGUGGGUGGAUGUGAGUGAUGGCUAUGACUCGCAGAAUUUCAAGCUGGAAAACCAAACAGUCCUGUACAUCUUCACAAAGGGCCUCUACUUGAUCAAUCUGAGGAUCUCUUACCGUAUAGCCCAUGGUCAGUGUAAGCCUAGUACAGAGCAUUUGUCUUUAGUGGUCAUUGUCACACAGCAACAUAGAAACUAUGAAAUAGAGAGAGAGAUUAUAAGUGCUAAAGAGUCUAUGAUUUGUAGAGAUUAUUGGCUGCAGUCAAUCACGUUGAAUCGAGCAAUCAUGUUAGAAGCUGGCACUAGUCUGAGGGUGAGAAUUAACAAGGAAAGUUGUAAGUUUGUCAGCUGGGUUAAAAACAGUCAUUUGGAUGUCUCAUCUCUAGUGUUGGCUGCUUUUUAACAUUAAUUUUACUACCUGGCAUUACUGCACAUUUGAGAUUUUUUUGAAACCGCAUUAAGCAGGUGUUUAAUUGAUUAAUGACUUAUUAUUUGUGUGCUUAAUGAUACGCAAAUGUUUAGCCACUUUAAUUGGUUUAUAUUUUCAUGUUUAAUGAGAGGUUAACUCUAAUUUAUUAUGCUAAAAUUUUUAUUAAAUAACAUGACUACACAUGUACUAUCCACAAAAGAAGCAGAUUUUAAAUAUAGUUAAUAAUUAAGUGUUCUUCCGACAGUCAACAGCAAAAUGUUGGUAGCAUGUGAAAUCAUGUGUUUUAUGUUAAAACUUUAUUAAUAUGCAUUUACGAACGGAUUCAUUAAGAGUUGCUCAUCAUUUGAUUUUUAAAAAAAAUCAGUGGGAACUAAGCUGGAACCCUUCCUGUUUUACGCUAAGCUAAACUAAAUGUCUGCAUUUCAGAAUGUAACAUGUUUUUGUGGUUCACUCAUAAAUCUGCAAUUCAAAAAUGUAUUUACAAAUAUUUGUGUCAAAGCUUCGAUUUAUAAAGUCACUGUCAUACACAAUGAUUUAAAGUUAUAC